Messenger RNA from Malus domestica (apple), 2713 nucleotides. RefSeq names its product GRAS family protein RAD1-like. The record is from RefSeq and is a predicted model, not a curated record. Gene Ontology annotation, biological process: regulation of DNA-templated transcription. Gene Ontology annotation, molecular function: DNA-binding transcription factor activity; sequence-specific DNA binding. Gene Ontology annotation, cellular component: nucleus. Lineage: Eukaryota; Viridiplantae; Streptophyta; Magnoliopsida; Rosales; Rosaceae.
GCGCUAACUAUUCCAGGCCAUAUGUGUUAUUUUAAACCAUGUCAGGAUCCGGCGGACUUAGUAAAAGGAAGAGGCGAAAAGAAUAAGUUUUAUAACCGAAAGUAGCAUUGGAGAAUUCUGUAUUUGGGGAAAAUUACAGUCACAUAUGGAUAAACCUCCAAAGCUGUGGGCAUAGACAAGAUAGAAAGCUCCCAAAUCUUGGGGAGAUCCUUGAAAAUGAUGGCAAUAAUGUUUGUUCCUUAAUUAGUGAUUGGUCUAUGCAUACGUUGCCCUAUGCCUGAUGGAAUUAGUAAAGCCUGUUUUAUUUGUUUUGAUACAAUCGAUAAUCGGGGAGAAAGGAGUCGAACUUGGGACAUCAGGUGCAAGACUCAAUACCUUUUAGUUUACCAUUUAAGUUACAAAUCUCUUGCAGUAAGACUACUUUAUUAAUUUUUACUCACUUUUGUAGACUCAUUUUAAAUUCUUGGUAACAUUGUAAUCGUCGUCAGUACAAGAAGGAAGCCUCAACCUACACAUCACAUAUAUCACACAUUGUAUAUAUAUCCCCGCAAGGAGACUCAAUUGGUCAAGCUUCUAAUACAUUAGAAAGCUACACGAUGGCAUCUGAUCUCUAUGUGCAACCUGAGUUUUGUGGUGAGAUUACAUCUAACGAGGUGAUUGGCUUUGAUCUCAAUCUGUCAUCCAUGUCAUGCCUUCCCCACCCUUCUCUUUCGGCUUUGGAGGACGAUUCGGCAAACUGGGUGAGUCCAUUCGUCGACAAAACAAGAAAUCAUAAGAGGCUAAAACAGGAACAUGAUGCCAAUUAUGGAUUCAAAGUGGGUACUAAUUACUCUAGUUUUUACACUGGCAGUGACAGCAAUAUGUGUACUAGUGGCUUCACUAGCUUGCCAACAAUCCAAUUCCGUGAUCACAUAUCCGCACACAAGCGGAGAUAUUUGGCUGCAGAGGCCAUGGAAGAAGCCUUUGCAACCUUAAUGAGAGACAAAGAAGAUGAAUCCGAGGAAGGAGGAGGAAGUGAAGAUGAAAUAAAACUAGUCCAACAACUUAUCGCUUGUGCCGAGGCUGUGGCUUGUCGUGACAAAGCUCAUGCCUCAGCAUUGCUUUUUGAGCUGAGAGCUAAUGCGCAGGCCUUCGGGACAUCAUUCCAGCGAGUAUCUUCCUGCUUUGUCCAAGGCCUUGCCAACCGCCUUGCGCUAGUUCAACCACUAGGGGCUGGAGGAGUAAUAGACCCGAACGUGAAAUCAAAGCCUUUUUCAGCAGAGAAAGGACCUUUUUCAGCAGAGAAGGACGAGGCUUUACACCUUGUUUAUGAAAUCUGCCCACAGAUCCAAUUUGGUCAUUUCGUAGCGAAUGCAUCAAUAUUGGAAGCCUUUGAGGGAGGAAGCUCAGUCCAUGUCAUAGACUUAGGCAUGACCCUAGGCCUCCAGCACGGGUACCAAUGGCGCGACUUAAUAGACCGUCUAGCAAACCGUCCAGGACAACCCUUGCACUGCCUUCGCAUUACAGGAGUUGGUAGCUCUUCCGAACGCCUUCAAGCAAUCGGCGACGAUCUCAAGCUGCAUGCUCAAAGCAUGAAAAUAAAUUUGGACUUUUCAGAAGUGGAGAGCAACUUGGAGAACCUUAAGCCUCAAGAUUUCCAUUUGGUUGAUGGGGAGAUUUUGAUCAUCAAUAGCAUUCUUCAACUUCAUUGCUUGGUGAAAGAGAGCAGAGGGACAUUGAACUCAGCUUUACAAACACUACACGAGCUGUCACCAAAGCUUAUGGUUUUGGUUGAGCAGGACACAAGCCACAACGGGCCUUUCUUUCUAGGGAGGUUCAUGGAGGCACUGCAUAACUACUCCGCCAUCUUUGACUCCUUAGACGCAAUGCUGCCCAAGUACGACACGAGGAGGGUAAAAAUGGAGCAGUUUUAUUUUGGGGAGGAGAUUAAGAACAUCGUAAGCUGCGAGGGACCAGCCAGGGUGGAGAGACACGAAAGGGUUGAUCAAUGGCGCCGUAGGAUGAGGCGUGCGGGGUUCCAACCGGCGCCUUUGAGGACGAUGGCACAGGCCGUGAAAUGGCUAGAAACUAAUGCUUGUGAGGGUUACACGGUUGUUGAAGACAAGGGUUGCUUGGUUCUUGGAUGGAAAUCAAAACCUAUCAUUGCAACUUCUUGCUGGAAAUGAUGUUAUCUGCUCCAACAAACUGUGCUGCAGCUGCCGAAGCUAUGGCUAUGCUGCGUGGUUGUAAGCUGGGUGCAACUUUGGGUUUUUCUGAGGUUAUUCUGGAAUCUGACUCUUCCAAGGCGAUUUCUUGCCUUUCAAAUUCUUCUGAGAAUGGCAGUUGGGAGGCUGUUCCUACUUUAGCAAGAGUGAAGUUCUUGGGGGAAGCCUUCCAGAACUGUUUCUGGUCUUGGGUCCCAAGAUCAGCCAAUAUGGCGGCUGAUGCUCUUUCGUCGCGUGACUGUGCGGAGAUGUGUGAUGUUGUUUGGGUCGAUAGGCCUCCAUCUUCGCUUGUUUUUGUGUUAAACAAUGAUGUUCUUCCUUGUCCACGUUAGCUGUAGGUGGUAGUGUGGGGGGUGACGCCUCAGCUUAGCUGAAGCGUCUCUGUCUGUAACUCCUUGCACUGCCCUCCUACUUUAUCUUGCUGUUUGUUUGCCUCCUCGUAGGCUCUCUUGUUUCUUCUUUGGCCUCUAUGUCCUGGAAUGCACUUUCCUUGCUCCCAAAAAAAAAAA